Ruditapes philippinarum (Manila clam) is the source of this 2777-nucleotide messenger RNA. RefSeq names its product hemicentin-2-like. Gene Ontology annotation, cellular component: cell-cell junction. The record is from RefSeq and is a predicted model, not a curated record. The transcript is spliced from 13 exons. Gene Ontology annotation, molecular function: protein tyrosine phosphatase activity; cell adhesion molecule binding. NCBI's taxonomy places the organism in Eukaryota, Metazoa, Mollusca, Bivalvia, Venerida, Veneridae. Bases 534 to 2777 code for a protein of 747 amino acids. Gene Ontology annotation, biological process: cell-cell adhesion; protein dephosphorylation.
AUGCUGAACGUGUAUCGUUGACUCCUACUCUAGCUGAUAUUUUUGAAAAUGAAGGCAUUGAUUUCAACUGUACUACCAGUAAACAAGUCUCACUUUUAAUUUGGAACAAAUAUACAAAAGAAAGUAACGAUACUGCAACUGUUAUUAACAACAAUGGCACAUGCAAAUUAUAUGGAUUUAAUAAUUCCACUCAUUCUGUAACUUGCCUAACUUUAUACGAGGUGAUAUUGCGUAUUUCCAACGUAACUAGGCAACAACACGGUCAAAAACUGAAUUGUGAAGACGGAAAUAACGCAAAAAGUGAUUUGUCUACUAUAUAUGUUAGAGUAUCAAUUACAUCAGUAAAUAUUCAAAAUGCAUCCAGAAACCAUGAAGUUAGCAUUAUAGAAAACAUACCGGCACUUCUUAUUUGCGAGACUUCUGUUGGGCGCCCUGCAGCACAGAUAACAUGGAAACAAAUCACAGAUGACAAGGUAAUUGAAUUCACAAAUAAUUCAAUUACAAGUAAUAUCUCAACAGAAACCAUUGAAAACAUGGGCAUGGAGAGAACUAGAAGUUACCUUGAAAUAAUACCGGAAAGGGGUGUAAAUGGCACACGUAUUUUCUGCGAGGCAACAAACGGAAAACCAGCUACGGCAAGCAAAGAAGUGACUUUAUAUGUACAAUAUCCACCGAGCACGCCAGAAUUCUUUAUUGAUGAAACGAUAGUUAGUAACAAAGUACGAUAUAUCUUAGGAAACAACGUAUCAAUAAUUUGUUUGAGCGACAGCGAUCCGCAUCCAAUUUAUUUAUGGCAGUCAAGAAUAUCUGGAGAAGUUGAAACACAGACUUUUAUGCUAUCAAACAUAUCGAAAAAUGACACUUUGCAAUGUACUGCAAGUAAUGUAAUUGCGCAUACAAAUGGUACCUACGUUCAAGUAAAUAAUACUGCUAGUCUUGAAAUUGAAGUAAUGUCUCCUCCCACCAAACCAAUCCUUCAUUUCAUACUUUCUGAACUGGAAACUCCUAUUGUGAAUGAAACAUUGCAUGUGAUUCAAGAUGAUAGCAUAAUGAUCUCGUGUCAGUCACAUGGAAAUCCUAGUCCUAAUAAUUUAUGGAUCGGAUACAGCAAGGAUUCCGUAUUAAAAAUAAAUUCAAUAAAGACAAAUAUAAAUCAAACAUGCGUAGCUUCAAAUGAAAUGCACGAGACUGUAGGAGUUGUAAGAAAUAGCUCUGCAAACACAACGAUAUCAAUAAUUGUUUCAUAUCCACCCGGAAAACCCUUUUUAACGUUUCACAAUCAUUCUCAACGAGAAGGUGUAGGUAGCAUCAUAGGAAUCAACAACAUUUCCGUUGUUGAAAAUUCCUCAUUUACAGUUACCUGCAAAGCAAGCGGAUCUCCUUCCCCUACAUAUACAUGGGAAACUAUUAGCAAGGAUAAGUCACCAAAUCUGACAAUGCACAAUAUAAACAGGGAUCAGCGCGGAGAGUAUGCGUGUAUUGCUGAGAAUAUAUUAAGACGAAGUAUUCCGGAAUAUGAAGAACGACGGAAUAUCACCACUUUUCUGUUUAUAGAUGUGUUAUUUCCAAGCAAAAUUGAUAAAUUCUUCGUCCAAGGGAAUGAUAACACAUCCUUUAUCCAAAUAACUGAAAACAAGACUUUGACAUUUAACUGCAGUGUUGAAAGCAAUCCAGGAUCAUAUAUGACAUUAACAUUUAAAGAAAAAGCCUUACUGCGCAAAUCAUCAGCAAACACUUUGAUACACACCCAUAGGAUCAGAUCUUGUCUGGACGAAGGAAUUUACAAAUGUUCGGCAAACAACAGCUUUAACAGAAUGACAUCUUCUAAAGAACUAUUAGUAAAAGUCAGAUGUUCUCCUUUAGCUUCACCGUUGUUUUAUUUGAAUACAAAUGUAAACAGUAAUUUACAUGAGACAAUAACAUUAUCUUAUAUUGCUCUGGCCAAUCCUAAGCCAGAUUUUGAAUGGUUCAAAGAUAAGGGUACCUAUUGGGAAAAGUUGAUUGAUGUCACAAACAUCAAAAUAGUGACAUUGGGCCUGACAUCAAAUCUUACAUUCAAGACAGUUACAGAAACAGAUUAUGGACAAUACAAGUUGAUAAUACAAAAUGAGAUAGGUUUAUCUCAGCAAAUAUUUAAUUUAAUCCCAAGAAUGAAACCUUCAGAAAAGAACAACAACAUAAUUGGAAUUUUGGUGGGAACUGUAUGCGGCAUAUUUGGUGCUUCACUUUCGGUUAUGUUAUUUGUUUGGAUUUUCAGGAGAAGGCGUAUUGGUAGAGAAACUAACGAACCACAUUACCAAAACAUGACGACGUUUCGUAAACAAACGGAAUCAAAACCAGCAAGGGUAAAUAACAAGGACAAAAUGCCAAGACAAGAAUCAGAUUUAAAUGAAACGAUGUUGCAAGAAGUUGAUGAUAAUCCUGCUGAAACAAAUGAGCGCACUGAAUACUACAAUUCUAUUGAAAAGAUAGAAAACAUUGAUACAAUAAAAGUAUCAGAACUGUAUCAAUAUGUUGUCGGUAGAAAUGAAGAUGACUUUGCACUCGAAUAUCAGAAUAUACCUACAGAACUCCAGAAACCAUGCAAUUUUGCUACACAACCUGAAAACAUAGCAUUGAACAGAUACAAUGGGAUAUUUCCUUAUGACCACUCAAGGGUCAAGAUACCUUCAAUACCGGAAUUUUUCAUGAAUGCAUGCUACAUAGAUGGAUUUGAGAGACGUAACGCAUAUAUUGCGUCAUUAGGUAGUUAUACAUUACUUUUAAGACUGAAGUAA